CAGUAUGGCGGGUAACAGAAGGAUUUGACUCUCCAGCUAUUUUAAGUAGUCGGAGUAGAAUAUUAGUUGAGAGAUGGCUUCGUUUGUAACAGAAGUGUUGGCAAGCUCGGGGAAACUAGAAAAAGAUGACCUGGCUUCAAAAGUAUCCAAGCUGUCGCGGAAAGUGGAGGAAACCAAAGAGGAGGUGUCUGACAUGAUUAAUAAAAAAUACAGUGAGUUCAUACCAAGCAUGGAAGCUGCUGAAGAACUGAUCGACCAGGUGGACUCUGUAUCUAAAGACAUUGAUCUUCUGAAAAGUUGUAUAGAGAAUGAGGUGCAAAGAAACCUCCAUGAGGCUGUAACAGAAUAUGCCAAACUCAAACAGCAGCUUGAGAAGAACGUGGCUGUGAUAAGCAUGCUUCAGCAUCUACAAGAGUUUGACACAGCCAUGGAAGGAUAUCACAAGACCUUACAAGAGAAGAAAUAUGAAGCAGCAGCAAAAGAACUUGAAAAGGCACGCGGCAGUGUCGAGGCCUUGAAGGCUUUGAAAACAUCAGAAUUACCUUUACUUCGGGCACUAAGCUCCGAGCUGACUGUUCAGAGAGAGAACCUCAUUUAUCACCUCGGGGAGGAGUGGAAGCAACUGGCAGUGUGGAAGCUGCCCCCUGCCAAAGAACUUACCGGCAUGCAGUCUUUCCUUACAACAGCACUUCAUUUGAACAUAGGAGAAUCUAAAGAGGCCGGUCCAAAUCCUCUUUUUUCCAGUGUACUUCAGGCCCUUGCCAUUCAAGGAGAGCUGCACAAGAAAAUUAAACUGUUUGGUCAGGUGUUAGUGAAGUAUAUCCUGAAGCCCCUGAUUAUGUUCUCCUCUCUAUGGGUGGAGGUAGUUGAGCAGCCUGAGCUGGGCACAGUUCUAACUGUUCAGAGUGAAGAAAACCAAACGGAGCGUCCAGCUCCUGCUCAAGUCUACGCCAAAAUCCUGUCAGUGCUGAAGACUCUGCACAAACACCUAUUUGAUACAACUGUAGGUGAGAAGAAAGUAUCUGCUAUACUGGGAGAGCAGAUCUGGGAGGAGAUGUCUGACUGUAUCAUCCGUGAAUGCUUAUUGUAUUCAAUACCGACUAACAGCAGUCAGCUAGCGACCUACGAUGUGGUUAUUAAAGAAACUGAAGAUUUUGAAAACCAGUUAAAAGAGAUGGGCUACCUCGCUGGAGAGUCCACAGAUCUCCUCAAGUACGCAAGAAAUGUCAACUGUCAUUUCGCCAGCAAAAAAUGCCAAGAUGUGAUCGUGGCUGCCCGCAAACUGAUGACCUCAGAAAUGCACAAUACAAUUAAAAUCUCUCCUGACUACAAGCUCACUCUACCUAAACUGCCCAGCCUGGGUGGAGGGGGCAAAGAGAAGCACGAGGGUAAGAAGAGUGCCCAGUAUGACCAGCAGAUCCUGGAGAACGAGAAGCAGCUGGCCCAGCGCACUUUGUGCUUGCCUGUGUGUCGCAUCAGUGAAUCUGUGCAGCAGUUAAUGGAUCUAGCUAUCAAGACCCUGUCUGAGGCAGUGGGCAGCUCUCCCCAGUGCGCUGUUCAGCUUUUCUACACGACCAGAAAUAUCUUUCACCUCUUCUAUGAUGUUGUGCCUACGUACCACAAGGACAACCUACUAAAGUUCCCUCACUUGGCCGCCAUUCACCACAACAACUGCAUGUUUCUGGCUCAUCAUCUGCUGACGCUCGGCCACCAGUUCAGACCACAUCUUCCUUUAAAGGACGGAGUGGCUUAUUUUGUGGAUUUGGUCCCAGGCUUUCGGAAACUAGGUGCUCAGUGCUUUGUGGCACAGAUGAACGUCCAGAAAGCAGAAAUGUUAGAGAGACUGUCCACUGCCAGAAACUUCUCCAAUUUGGAUGAUGAAGAUAAUUACACUGCAGCCAGCAAAGCAGUCAGACAGGUGAUUCAUCAACUGAAGCGACUGGGGAAAGUCUGGCAAGAUGUUUUACCAGUAAACAUCUACUGCAAAUCUAUGGGAACACUUCUGAACACAGCCAUAUCUGAACUGAUCGGUAAAAUCAUGAUGUUAGAGGAUAUUUCAACUGAGGACGGCGAGAGGCUGCACACACUGUGCCAGACCAUCAUCGAGGAGGGGCCGCUGGUCUUCACCCCACUACCGGAAGAGAACAAGAACAAGAAGUACCAAGAGGAAGUGCCAGUCUAUGUUAAAAAGUGGAUGACCUUUAAGGAGCUCUCCAUUGUACUGCAGGCCAAUCUGCAAGAGAUCGUGGACAGGUGGGCGGAGGGUAAAGGACCCCUGGCGCAGGAGUUCACCAGUAACGAAAUGAAGAGUUUGAUUCGAGCUCUGUUCCAGAACACGGACAGACGAGCGGUGGCUCUCACAAAAAUCAAAUAAAGACUAACCACCACUGCACUUAAUACGCUACAAUGCUAAAACAAACACGCUGCUCUUCCUUCUUUCAUCUUUUUGUUUGUAUUUUUCUAUUCUGCUGCCAAAUCAAUAAUAACAAUAACAAUAAAUGUAUUUUCAAGCA
This is a messenger RNA of Trichomycterus rosablanca, 2513 nucleotides long. RefSeq names its product zw10 kinetochore protein (gene zw10). The transcript has 16 exons. Gene Ontology annotation, biological process: endoplasmic reticulum to Golgi vesicle-mediated transport; mitotic spindle assembly checkpoint signaling; mitotic cell cycle. The coding region runs from base 74 to 2374 and encodes 766 amino acids. The record is from RefSeq and is a predicted model, not a curated record. Gene Ontology annotation, cellular component: chromosome, centromeric region; nucleus; RZZ complex. Lineage: Eukaryota; Metazoa; Chordata; Actinopteri; Siluriformes; Trichomycteridae.